GAUUUGCAAGCGACCUUGUUUACGGAAUCACCCCGUUAAUCACCCCUGUAUCCGAUGCCAUCUAGACAGUCAUUGGGUUUUAUCAAUCCGGAGGACGACAGUAUUUUGAAAGGGAUUUCCGAGGAGGUUCCGGAGGCUUACGAAGAUGGGGGUGUUGGAUCCAGUCUAGUCCCAUAUCGUAUAGAUGACGACAUCAACAGUAUUGAACAGCAGAGACAACAUCUACCUGUCUUUUCCUGGAGAAGUUCUGUUUUGUACUUGCUAGAGACAAACAGGGUGCUUAUCAUCACAGGGGAAACAGGCAGUGGUAAAUCUACACAACUACCCCAGUACGUUUAUGAAGCGGGCUGGCUAAUUGCGAAACCCACCCAGAUCUCUCCAAAUGGUGCCACUAUGGCUGUGACACAGCCUCGCAGGGUUGCUGCUCUGACACUUGCGGCACGCGUUGCAGAGGAGAAAAACUGGCAGCUUGGACAGCAUGUUGGCUAUUCGAUCCGAUUCGAAGAAUGCCGCACCCCCCAAGUAACUGUCAUUUCAUACAUGACAGAGGGUAUGCUCGUUCAAGAGUUAUUGCGCGAUCCAUUACUUCGUCGCUUCCGUGUGGUCAUGCUUGACGAAGUCCACGAACGGUCACUGCAGACCGAUAUCCUACUAGGUUUGAUGAAGAAGGUGUUACGAAAGCGUCCCUAUGAUCUACGAUUGAUUGUAUCCUCGGCUACUGUCGAAGUUAAAAGGUUUAUGGACUAUUUUUCAGACUUGUGCAAACCAGAUCCUGAUGAAAAACCGGACUCCAGAUCCCUUGGUUCUGUUGCUCAUUUGAAUGUGGAAGGUCGUCAAUACCCCGUCCAUGUGUUCUAUUCUAUUGACCCGGUUCCUUGCUAUCUCAAAGCCUCCAAGGAUGUAGUAUUCAAUAUCCACGAAUCACGACCUUUAGGUGGCGACAUUCUUGUCUUCGUCACAGGUCAAAAUGAAGUCAUUCAGCUGGUUGGCGAAUUGGUUGACGAGUAUCGGGCUCGCAAAGAACGAUUCUUGCAGUCCAAAGCAACAGAAAAACCAUCUAAACAACCUAUCUCCUAUCCACCCUUGCGAUGCCUUCCGCUCCAUGGUUCCUUACCACAGAGUGAUCAACUGCGUAUCUUCGAUCGACCCACCCGGUCUUGUCGUAAAGUUGUUGUGGCUACUAAUAUAGCCGAGACCUCUGUCACUUUACCCGGAAUUUCGUACGUGGUUGACUGCGGUUUCGCCCGCUUAAAAGCUUACAAUGCUACGACGGGCCUGGAGGCACUGGUCACUACCUUCCGACUUUACACUGAAGAAGUUUAUCGCAGUCUGCUCCCACGCUUCACUCCUCCAGAAUCACUACGUACCGAUCUAUCCGGUGCGUUAUUACGCUUAAAGACCCUGGGUGUCGACCGUCUUGCACGUUUUGAUUGGUUGGAUCCCCCUCCUCCAAGCCAUGUGGGACAAGCAGCUGAACGUCUGGUUGCUCUUGGGGCUCUUGAUCCAGACACUGGACGUCUGACCGUACCACGCGGUUUGAAGCUGGCCGAAGUUUCUACCGCAUGUGGGCUAGAUCAGCCGUCAGCCGCAGCUGCACUCCUAGGAUCUUGUGAGGAAGGUUGUUCUCAGGAAGUUGCUGCCGUUGUUUCCCUGAUGCAGAUUCAGCGGUUGUUCGUUAGUGCACAAGGUCAGCGACGUCAGGGUGAUCGUUUGCGAAGACAACUUUUUGGUUGCCGACAGGGGGACCAUCUGACCGAAUUGAACGCUUUCACUGCGUAUGAAAAACAAGCUCAGACCUGCUCACCGAGUGAACUGCGCAACUGGUGUCGGGAUGCUGGAUUGAACUUUAAAGGGUUGGUGCACGCGGUCACUCUGCGUGAUCGGAUCGGAGCCAUGUUCCAUCGGUUAAAACUACCCUGGGUCAAAGCUGAACCCGAAGGAAACCCGGAACCUGUUCUUCGCGCCUUGGUGCGCGGCUAUUUCCAUCAGGUCGCACGAUUAGCUCCAUCAGGAUCCCACUAUCUUACUGUUCGUGGGGAUCACCAGCUCCGAUUACACCCCAAUUGCGUGUUGUACAGCUCUUGUGCCAAAUGGCCUGCCUGGAUCCUCUUUACCAACGUGUUUCUGGCUACGGAUACAGCUGCCGGAACCGAAGAUACUUCGAGGCGUAUUUCUUCCUCUGGCGAUGGAUUGCCUACAUGCGUGAGUGGGGUCAGUGCUAUUCAACCGGACUGGUUACUGGAGCUCGCACCACACUAUUACCACUUUGGUACCGACCGUGAGCAUUUGGAACGGGCGUUGAGGGUCUCAGCAUGAGUGAAUUGCACAGCACAACCAUUGUUGUAGUUAUUUUGCAUAGCCUGAGGACAUUACUGUGAUUCCUCUGAUAUGCUGUACAUAGAUUCCCGUUAUAAACACAGAUAAAAGUCAU
Molecule: messenger RNA, 2431 nt
Organism: Opisthorchis viverrini
Lineage: Eukaryota; Metazoa; Platyhelminthes; Trematoda; Opisthorchiida; Opisthorchiidae
Exons: 8
Coding region: 55-2316 (753 amino acids)
Cellular component (GO): catalytic step 2 spliceosome; intracellular anatomical structure
Molecular function (GO): ATP binding; RNA binding
Source: RefSeq, a predicted model, not a curated record